CUACAGAAUUACCUUAUUUCUUUUGUUACAUGAAGGGGGAGGGGGAGAGAGAGAGAAAGAGAGAGAGAGAGAGAGAAAGAGAGAGAGAGAGAGAGAGAAAGAGUAAGAUACAAAGAGAAAGAGAGAGAGAGAACGAACGAUUGAUCGAUACAAGUUGAUGGUGAUUACUCCAAUUUUCUUCGAGUUAAUUAUGCUCUAUGCCGAGUGUAACGUACAUGAAAGAUCGAUACCAUUAUAACGAUAUCAACAUCGUUACUACGAUCGGAGAUACAUACAUUGGAGGGAUGAUAUUCCCCUAUAUUCCCUUUCGCCCCACUCUUCUCCGCCGCUCCUAUCUUCGAGCAAACUCGCCACCACCACGGGCCGAUACCAUGGAUGUUGGGCUAAAGCUUUGGUCCAGGGUAGCGGAGUUUGCAUCGAACUACGUUUCGCGAGAAACGCGACAAGACGAACAAAUUUAUUCGCCGAAAAGAGCCGAAAAACUAACCGAACGUGAGAAAAUCUGUCAAUUAUAUAGUGCGGGUAGUAACGAUUCUUACGAGUUGUCGCUUUUUCUUUUUCUAAUUAGGACGUGCACCGGAUGUAUAUACGUAUAUGUAUAGAGAAAAGAAACAAGGAAGAAGGAGAAAAGUUAAAAGAGAAAUUGAAAUUACGAUAAGUUGGUGCACUUUGAUUCGUGGUUAGCUUUACAACAAUGCUAAAUUUCUUUCGUUUUUCAAAAUUUACCGUAUUCACGUAUCCCGUAUACGCAAUAAGUGACAUGCGUCAAGCUUAAAAGUUACAGUUUGAGAAAUCGAACAAUGUUAGGAAAGGACUCGGUCUAUCAUGAACUGUAAAGAAAUCGAGAACGAUAGAAGAUCCGGAUAUCGAGAUGCGGUGCAUCCUAACAGUUGUCUCAUUGGGAGUGCUUCUGGCAACUGUUCGCUGCAGAGAGAAUUCAACGAAAAACGUUUUCGAUCAGUGCAUCUUUCCCCUUGGCAUGGAAGAGGGAAAAAUUCCAGAUGAUGCGAUCACCGCUUCUUCUAGCUACGAAACGAAAUCCGUGGGCCCCCAAAACGCAAGGAUAAGACAAGAGAAGAAUGGUGGCGCUUGGUGUCCAAAAGCGCAAAUCAGUAGCGCGAUAAGAGAAUACCUGGAGAUCGAUCUGACGAAAAAUCAUCUGAUAGCGUGGACCGAAACUCAAGGACGGUUUGGCAAUGGUCAAGGUCAGGAGUAUGCGGAGGCUUUCUUUCUCGAGUACUGGCGCGACACGAAAUGGCAUCAGUAUAGAAACUUGAUGGGUGACAGAGUACUACGCGGCAACAGCAACACCUAUUUGGUGGAAAAGCAGAAGUUGGACUUGCCGUUUGUCGCGAGCAAAGUGCGAUUCGUACCUUACAGCCAACAUCCCCGGACAGUUUGCAUGCGAGUCGAAAUUUACGGAUGCGUAUUGGAACAGUAUGUCGCGAGUUAUAACGCGCCCAAGGGAUCGAGUCCCGGUCCCGGCGGACGAAACGUUCAGGAUGCCUCGUAUGACGGUGUCGAGAUCGAGCAUCUUGUUCUCGUAAACGGUCUCGGUCAAUUGACGGAUGGAAUAUUAGGCGAAAUUUCUGAAAUUCUCUCCUCUUCGACCAAUGCUACGAACUGGAUCGGCUGGUCGGAUCGUACUACGAUCCAGAUUAUUUUUCGUUUUCAAGAACUACGAGAAUUUCAGAAUUGUACCGUACACGUCGCUCGUAUACCACAACUAGACGUCGAGACAUUUUCGCAAAUGCGCGUCUGGUUUUCCGAUGAUGGUGAGAACUAUCGAUCGGAAGCAGAAAAAUCUGAGUGGCCGAUCGUUGUUAGAUCGCCCGCUGCCGAAACGGUUUUGGUAUCGAUCCCUUUACAAUCUAGAAUUGGACAAUUUGUAAAAGUGGAAUUCAGUCUUGCCGCGAAAUGGUUGCUUCUCAGCGAAAUCACCUUUUACACUAGUAGCACAAGUCGGUCGAACGAUUUGAAUAUUUUAGCUGAUGAUCAGUCAUCGGAAAUUCAGCAAAAUCGAAGCGAACCACGAGCAAAAUCCAGCAGCUCCGUCAUCCACUCGACCAUCAACUCCGUGAGUUUGAAUGUAACGGAUCUUUACCAAAUCGACGAAGAUGCCUCAAUACCAGAUGUCUUUCCCGUUGGUACCUCCCAAACGUAUAUCGGCCUUGUCAGCGGCCUGUUGACAGUGUUUAUCCUUUUCUUAACAUGUACAACAUUUUUUAUCAAACAAAGAGGCCGUAACAAAGUCGCUUUGUUGCAAAAGCAUACAGCUCUACUGUGCGACUCAUCUGCACCAGGCAUUGCGAUCUCUCCGAAGGAUGUUAAACUCUCGAAUUCGAUCGUAACCGGAUUAUCCUUGAUUCGCAAACCUAUCAUUAUUGCCUCUUCCGAUAACUUGCCUGAUCGAUCCAAUACAGAUUUCCAAACGGAUGCCAAAGCUGCUGUCGAUUCUCACUUCGAUAAUUCUGAUGUCCGUUCCACUCUAUACGAGAGAACAUCCGGUCUGUUCUCCGAAGAAAAUCUUGUGGUUUCAAACUCAAACGCGUCCUCCACUUAUACAGCCGAAUCAUGUUCAGAUUUCAAACGCAAGUCGAGCUUCACGACAAACAAGUAUGCGGAGGUGACAAUGCCAACGACUAUGACAUAUUCGACGAAAAAAGCGUUUCAUCUUCAAUCGAGAAACACGAAUCAAAGAAUCUACGAGGGGUAUUAUGCGGCAACAGACAUUUUAACGAUAAAGAGAAGGGAGAUCCCGUCGACUAUGAGCCCGUUUACACCGCUUCACAUUCGCGAGGAAACCGUAUGUUUACCAAGUACCAUUGAUUCCUACAACGUUCAGCAUGUUUCCAGACACAGAUUAAGAAUUUUAGACAAACUUGGCGAAGGAAAUUUCGGUUUGGUCCAUUUAUGCGAAGCAAAGGGAAUCACGAAUCCCGAAGUAGGAGCGAUCCAAAGUCGGCAAAUUGUAAUCGUUAGGUCUCUUUGGCGAGGCGUUGUAGAUUCUUUAAGGUUGGACUUUACGAAGGAUAUGCAUGUUAUGGCGAUGCUUCAAAAUUCAAACAUAGCAAAGAUGAUGGCCUUGGUAGAAGAGGAACCGUUUGGAGCUAUUUUCGAGUUCGGUCGAUUCGGAGAUCUCCUUACCUUCUUAGAAAGUCGCGGUGGUAAUUUGGACAACAAGGACGAUAUUAGCUAUGACAACCAUUUAAGCUUUAUUACCCAAAUUGCAUCUGGCAUGAAGUAUUUGGAAUCCAUGAACAUUGCACAUUGUGAUUUAGCAGCCAGGAAUUGCAUUGUUGGUCAGGAUCUGACAAUAAAGGUGUCGGAUCAUGCCAUAUAUUGUAACAAAUAUGAUCAUCAUUAUUUCAUCGACGGGCAUAAUGUAAAAGUUCCUCUUCGUUGGAUGGCAUGGGAAGCAGUGUUACUGGGUAAACGUAGUUGCCGAGCCGACGUUUGGUCGUUUGCUGUAACAGUUUGGGAAAUUUUUCUAAAUUGUAAGGAGAUACCAUAUGCGGAUUUAACAGUGGCACAGGUUUUAGAAAACUGUGGCCGCUAUUACCAAAACGAAACGUAUAUCGGUGGUAAUGGACAGCCCGAUGACAACAACGACCAAAGAAAUCAUCAUCGAAUUCUUUCACAACCUGAUCAUUGUCCGGAUGACCUCUACCGUAUAAUGAAAAAAUGUUGGAGUACACGAAUCGAGGACAGACCCCAGUUUGCGGAAAUUCACCUAUACCUCGAGAGACUAGCCCUCGAUUGAACGUUCGAGAUACUCGAGAUCGAGUAGCACGGACCAAAUGGUUACAAUCAGCCAAGAAGCAUCCUGUACGUAAAUUUCAGCUUUUUAUGCUGACUUAACCUGUAUUUUCGCUUCAUUAAUUUCUUUUUUAUAUCUGUUCCUAAUGUAUAUUUCAAUCCACCUUAAAAAUAUCGUAAAACUAUUUCUUUCUCCCAUUACAAACAUUCUUCGUAAUCGCUUCAGGAUGCUCUGGCCAUUAACUUUUAAUGCUCAAUUAGGUUUAUAUAUAAAUCAACUUUUAUGCAUAUAGAAAUAU
Messenger RNA from Bombus pyrosoma, 4058 nucleotides. RefSeq names its product discoidin domain-containing receptor 2-like. NCBI's taxonomy places the organism in Eukaryota, Metazoa, Arthropoda, Insecta, Hymenoptera, Apidae. Gene Ontology annotation, biological process: positive regulation of kinase activity; cell surface receptor protein tyrosine kinase signaling pathway; multicellular organism development. The transcript is spliced from 15 exons. Bases 872 to 3763 code for a protein of 963 amino acids. Gene Ontology annotation, molecular function: collagen binding; protein tyrosine kinase collagen receptor activity; ATP binding. Gene Ontology annotation, cellular component: signaling receptor complex. The record is from RefSeq and is a predicted model, not a curated record.